GCACACACCGGCCGGGCUGCCGUCAUUUGACACGGCUAGCGUGUGGGCAGGGCCGCCCCCUCACGUUGAUGCAGGAAGCCCUGGGAGCCAGCCUGCUCUGAGCGUUACCAGGAGGAAGUGCGCCGGACACGCUGGCGCCACACAGCGACCAGACAGCGCCAGAGCCCCGCAGCAGCAGCCGAGGAGCCCAGCCCCGCGCCUACCUGGACCCCCGGGGCAGUCGGUGUGCGCGGCAAGCUUGAAUGAUCGCUGGAACCGUGAUCCUCCCCCCAUCUCCUGCCCCCCGCAGGGCCCCACUCUGCAACUACUGCUCCGUGUCCGCACUCAAGCCUCAGGAAUGCCGAGCGGUGGCCGCAGGGCUCCCCGCCUGCCGACAGUCUCCGUGCGGGCUGGGAUCUAACACGAUGCACUCGCCUGGGAACUGCAGGGCUGCACAAUGCGCAAAACGGAAAACGCCGCCGGCGAACACCACCACCACCAGGACUGCGAAGCCGAUGAGUUUUCCGAUGAGAUCAACGCCGAGAACUUCUACGGCACCUCUCCCCCGUACAACUCCCGGCAGAUAAAACGCAUGUCUGCCAAGCACCAGCGGAGCGGUCCGGCGGGGAGAGCCGUCAGCCGCACCGUGUUCAAAGAAAAAAUGACUACACCGAAUCAGACGCCUCACAAAGAAACUGGCAAAACCAUCGAAAAUGUAGAAGAUCAUAGCUAUCGCCAAGAGAAAAAGAACAGAGUUACACUUAGGACAACUGAGCGAGAUCUAAAAAAGAAUGUUCAAUCCUCAUUUGUACUGGACACAGGCAGUGGUUCCUUGUUAAAAAAAUCUAUUACAGAUGUUGACCUUAAUAAACCUUACCUCAGCCUUGGCUGCAGCAGUGCCAAGCUACCUGUGUCUGUGCCUGUUCCAAUAGCAAGAACCACACGGCAGACUUCUAGAACGGACUGCCCAGCUGACCGCCUUAAAUUCUUUGAGACUCUGCGACUUUUGCUAAAGCUUACAUCUGUCUCCAAAAAAAAGGAAAGAGAGCAGAGAGGUCAGGACAAUAACUCUUCUAUGUGGUUUAACCGUUCUAAUGAACUGUUUUGGCUGGAACUGCAAGCAUGGCAUGCUGGGCGUAGUAUAAAUGACCAAGACUUGUACUUGUACACAGCACGUCAGGCCAUCCCAGAUAUCAUUAAUGAGAUUCUUACUUUUAAAGUGAACUAUGGGAAAUUGCCUUCAGUUGGUUACAGUGGCAAACUUAAUGGGACAUUAGCAGAGGGGCAGUUCACAACAUCCCAUGAAACAAUAGGUCAGACAAGUUAUCAUGACCACAUUCAGAAGCAACGAGCCUCUUUUGAGCAGGUUAAACAAAUAAUGGAGCUGUUGGAGUACAUAGAAGCACUUUAUCCAUCUUUGCAGGCUUUGCAGAAAGACUAUGAAAGAUAUGCUGCAAAAGACUUUCAAGCACGGGUGCAGGCACUCUGCUUGUGGCUUAACAUAACUAAGGAUCUGAAUCAUAAACUUAGAAUCAUGGGAACUGUCCUAGGUAUAAAAAACCUUUCUGACAUUGGCUGGCCAGUGUUUGAAAUCUCUUCACCACGUCCUUCAAAUUGCCAUGGAGAUGAAGAUGAUAUGGAGCAAGAAGAAUGUGCAAGUGAAGAGCUAUCUGGACCUGGGACAGAUGAGAGUGAGGGCGAGGAGCUUUCUGAUAGCAUGUUGGAUGCUAGGCAAGAUCAUGUAAACAACCUCAACAGCAAGUUAAAGAUCCAUUUUAGCAAAAAGAACUACAAUUCACAGACAUUUGACAGAUUUAUGUCUGAGGAUGAAUCCUGCUGGGAGAAUUCAGAAUGCAGCCAUGAAGGUGGCUGUAAUAGACACUGUUUAACAUCCAUAUACAGGCCUUUUGUUGAUAAAGCUUUAAAACAAAUGGGUCUCCGGAAACUGAUUUUAAGACUACACAAAUUAAUGCACGGUUCUCUUAAGAGAGCACGCACAGCCCUAGUAAAGUCUGAUCGUACUCCAGAGUUUUCAGAAUUCCCUGACCUUAUGUUGUGCUCUGAUUACUUGCCUGACCUGUUGAGGCAGUCAUCUGGUUCCUCUCAGGACAAUGAACCCACGUAUGGUCCUGUUUCAUGGGAAGAGUUGGAGUCCAUGGACUUGCCGUCCUUUGAGCCUGCCUUUUUGGUGCUCUGCAGGGUCCUGUUAAAUGUUAUUCAUGAAUGUCUCAAAUUAAGACUGGAACAGAGACCUGCUGGAGAACCCUCACUUCUGAGUAUAAAGCAGUUAGUACGGGAAUGCAAAGAAGUGUUGAAAGGUGGACUUCUAAUGAAGCAAUAUUAUCAGUUCAUGUUAAGGGAGGUAUUGGAUGACUUGCAGAAGCUUGACUGCAACAUUGAUUCCUUUGAAGAAGAUCUACACAAAAUGUUAAUGGUAUAUUUUGAUUACAUGAGGAGCUGGAUCCAAAUGUUACAGCAUUUACCUCAGGCCUCUCACAGCUUGAAGAAUCUACUAGAGGAAGAAUGGAAUUUCACCAAAGAAAUCACCCCCUAUAUAAGAGGUGGGGAGGCUCAGGCUGGUAAACUUUUCUGUGAUAUAGCAGGCAUGUUACUUAAAUCUACUGGGAAUUUCCUGGAUUCUGGCCUGCAGGAGAGCUGUGAUGAAUUCUGGGCCAGUCCUGAUGAUAGCAUUGUUUCUGAUGAGAUUAGGAGAUCAGUUAUUGAAACAAGUCGAGCAUUGAAAGAGCUAUUUCAUGAAGCGAGAGAGAGAGCAUCUAAAGCACUUGGUUUUGCAAAAAUGUUAAGAAAGGAUUUGGAAAUAGCAGCAGAGUUUAUUUUCUCAGCUCCGAUAAGUGAACUCCUAACAUCCUUAAAAACAAAGGAUUAUGCUAAGGUGUUAAUGCCAAACCUGGAAAACCUCCAUGUGUUUGUACCCGAGACGGUUUGUCAAGAGAAGACUGUUAUCCUUCAAUUACUAAGUGCUGCAGCUGGUAUAGACUGUUCAAAGGACUGUGAGGAUAUGGCAUAUGAUGCUUUCCUAUUGAUGACCAAACAUUCUGGUAGAGAUGAGGAUGUAGAUGACCACUGGAGCAACUGGGAUGGGCAGACAGUGAAAAUAGUUCCUUCUGUGGAAACUGCUGAUACCCUAAGAAGUAUGCAGGUUGAUAACAUGCUACUGGUGGUUAUGCACUCUGCCCAUCUUAUAAGCCACAGAAAAACUUUUCAACACUCCAUUGAAGGACCUUUAUCUCUCCGCUUUGAACAGACAUCAAGCCAUCCAGUAAUUGCAGAGUCAUUACGCCAGCUCAAGAGUGAUGCUUUGCAACUUUGCCUUAAGAUCAGCAGUGCUAUUGACAGGGUUGAUCAGAUGUAUGCCUCUGAAUUUGAUCCAGAGGUUGAUGAGCCAGAGUCUGCCACCUUGCAUCAGUACUACCGAGAAGCAAUGAUCCAAGGUUACAACUUUGGUUUUGAGUAUCAUAAAGAAGUAGUACGUCUGAUGUCUGGGGAGUUCAGACAGAAAAUUGGUGACCGGUACAUAAGCUUUGCUAAAAAAUGGAUGAAUUAUGUUCUCACGAAAUGUGAAAGCGGACGUGGUACAAGACCAAGAUGGGCCACCCAAGGAUUUGAUUAUCUCCAAGCCAUUGAGCCAGCAUUCAUCUCUGCUCUGCCUGAAGAUGAUUUUUUGAAUUUACAAGCUCUCAUGAAUGAAUGCAUUGGCCAUGUUAUUGGAAAACCCCACAGUCCAAUCACAGGUUUGUACCUUGCUACUCAUCGCAACAGUCCUCGUCCUGUAAAGGUACCCCGAUGCCACAGUGAUCCACCAAAUCCAAACCUUGCUACCCCAACUCCAGAAGGUUUAAGCAAUCGGAGUAUCUCUGCUGAUAUGAAGAACCAUUCCGCUGCCGGUCGCCCCACCGCACACGGUAGCAACUUGGCUCAACAAAAAAACUUCAGCAAUUCAAAUGAUACCAGGGGUUCCAGCGUUCCUGAAAAUGAUCGCUUGGCCUCCAUAGCAUCAGAGUUGCAGUUUAGAUCACUUAGUCGCCACUCUAGCCCAACAGAGGACAGAGAAGAACCGUCAUAUCCAAAGACCGAUUCAGGAGGGUCAGCACGUCGUAGCUGGGAGCUUCAAACUUUUAUCAACCAGGCUAGAGAUACAGCAGCCAGGCAAAGACCAAUGGAUGCCAUUCAAAAAUCAGUCCUUUUAUUUGAAGAUGAGCGGUACAGGCAAAUGCGAAGUAAAAAUAUAAUUGGACAAGUCUGUGAUACGCCAAAAUCCUAUGACAAUGUUAUGCAUGUUGGAUUGAGGAAGGUGACAUUUAAGUGGCAGAGAGGAAACAAAAUUGGCGAAGGCCAGUAUGGCAAAGUCUACACUUGCAUUAGUGUUGAUACUGGAGAACUUAUGGCAAUGAAAGAAAUACGAUUUCAACCAAAUGACCACAAGACAAUCAAAGAAACUGCAGAUGAAUUGAAAAUUUUUGAAGGCCUUAAGCAUCCCAAUCUUGUACGAUAUUUUGGAGUUGAGCUUCACAGAGAAGAAAUGUACAUAUUCAUGGAGUACUGUGAUGAAGGUACUUUGGAAGAGGUUUCUAGGUUGGGCCUACAAGAACAUGUCAUACGACUUUACACAAAGCAGAUCACCAUCGCUAUUAAUGUCCUACAUGAAUAUGGAAUCGUUCAUAGAGACAUCAAAGGAGCAAAUAUAUUUCUUACAUCCGCUGGUUUGAUAAAACUGGGAGAUUUUGGAUGCUCUGUUAAGCUGAAAAAUAAUGCACAGACCAUGCCAGGAGAAGUGAACAGCACUUUGGGGACAGCAGCAUAUAUGGCACCAGAAGUGAUUACAAGAGCUCAGGGAGAAGGGCAUGGGCGUGCAGCAGAUAUCUGGAGUCUUGGUUGUGUUUUAAUAGAGAUGGUCACUGGCAAGAGACCUUGGCAUGAAUAUGAGCACAAUUUCCAGAUAAUGUACAAAGUAGGAAUGGGACACCAGCCCCCCAUUCCAGAUCGAAUAAGCCCUGAAGGGAAAGACUUCCUUUCCCACUGCCUGGAAAGUGAUCCAAAGAAGAGAUGGACAGCUAGUCAACUCCUGGACCAUCCAUUUGUCAAGGUUUGCACAGAUGAAGAAUGAAGCUGUUUUGUAAACGUGGCCUAAUGUAUUUCAGCAAGUCAUCUCCUAAUCACUACUGUAUGUAAUAUUUACAUAAAGACUUAAGCUGGGGCACACAGUGCAGCAUUGUAUAUAACCAUGACUAAAGACUGCACAGAUGACAUGUGUCACAACUCUUGCUGCUGCUCUUGUACAUGUUAUCCAUGUGACCACGUCCUGCACGUUUUAAUGAAGCUGCAUGUUUCGGUGAAGUGCCAUUACUACUGUACAUGGACCAUUAUUUUUUUUUUUAUCUCCCUUUUAUUUCUCAUAUGAUUGAGAACUGUAAUAAAAAAAUUUAGUACUGUUUUGAACU
Pelobates fuscus (common spadefoot toad) is the source of this 5438-nucleotide messenger RNA. RefSeq names its product mitogen-activated protein kinase kinase kinase 4 (gene MAP3K4). Bases 437 to 5104 code for a protein of 1555 amino acids. The record is from RefSeq and is a predicted model, not a curated record. Gene Ontology annotation, molecular function: protein kinase activity; ATP binding. The transcript is spliced from 26 exons. Lineage: Eukaryota; Metazoa; Chordata; Amphibia; Anura; Pelobatidae. Gene Ontology annotation, biological process: MAPK cascade; protein phosphorylation.